This is a messenger RNA of Ochotona princeps (American pika), 830 nucleotides long. It is a transcript of the gene RNF183, whose product is annotated as ring finger protein 183. Gene Ontology annotation, molecular function: ubiquitin protein ligase activity. The transcript has 2 exons. Bases 77 to 823 code for a protein of 248 amino acids. The record is from RefSeq and is a predicted model, not a curated record. Lineage: Eukaryota; Metazoa; Chordata; Mammalia; Lagomorpha; Ochotonidae. Gene Ontology annotation, biological process: protein ubiquitination.
UUGGCUCUAGGCAGGUGUGCUCAGGAGGCUGGGGCCCAGGCCACCUGGCAGCCCCAGGUGCUGUGUGUGUGCUGCCAUGGAGACAGCCCCGGGCUUGGUUGCGAGAAAGAAGGAGGUUUCCCAAAGCGUGGAAGAUUCCGGAGAGGGAGAAGCAGGAGCCCCAGGCCUUCAGAGCAGUCUGCCGGGCUACCCCAGAGCCCCUGGAAGUCCAGGACACGCCCCGCCACCGAACUGCCGCCUGAGCAUGGUGGAGCAGCAGGGCCGCCAGCUGGAGGCCGAGUGCCCUGUGUGCUGGAACUCCUUCAAUAACACCUUCCACACCCCCAAGGUGCUGGACUGCUGCCACUCCUUCUGCCUCGAAUGCCUGGCCCACCUCAGCCUGGUGACCCCAGCCCAGCGCCGCCUGCUCUGCCCACUCUGUCGUCAGCCCACUGUGCUGGCCUCAGGGCAGCCCGUUACUGACUUGCCCACGGACACUGCCCUGCUAACCCUGCUUCGCCUGGAGCCCCACCACGUCAUCCUGGAGGGCCGGCAGCUCUGUCUCAAGGACCAGCCCAAGAACCGCUACUUCCUGCGCCAGCCUCGGAUUUACACACUGGACCUGGGCCCUGAGCCUGGCAGCCAGACUGAACCCUCCCAUGAUGUGACCCCUGCCACAAUGCCGUUGCCCAGCUCGCGUCCCAGCCGUUUGUCGCUGCGAGAGUGCUUCCGCAACCCUCAGCUGCGCCUGUUUGCCUACCUGCUGGCUGUCAUCCUCAGUGUCACCCUGCUGCUCAUCUUCUCCAUCUUUUGGACCAAGCAGUUCCUGUGGGGUGUGGGCUGAACCCUGU